GUGGGGCUAGGGGACUCACAGGUACAUAUGUACAAGCCUAUGUACAGGGCAACCGCCAAUAAACAGGGGUUCAAAUUUCAGGUGGUAAGCGCGUCGCUAAGAAGAGCAGUCGCGAUUUCAAUUCUGUCAAUGAUCUCAUCGCAUAUGCGAGCCUCGACUUCUACGCCGACUUUCCUCAUCUCAACUCCUUAGUUCCCGUUUAAACACAUAAAUAACUGUCCGUAUACGUCUUCGCUUAUGAAUAUUCGAAUUUUGUAAAGAAUUGAGAUCGUCAACGAGCCACCAUAUCCUAUUAGCCCGGCCUAUCUAACUAACCGUUGGCGAUGAAUAACAAUGCCAUUCUCGAACCCUUUGAAGAUGUUUCAGACUCGACGGACUGGCUGUCAACACCCCUCUCUGGGCUCGCCGCUGUCGAGGCGGCACUACGCUGUCAGGUCUGUAAAGACUUUUACAAGACACCGAUGCUGACAUCCUGUAACCACACAUUUUGUUCGAUAUGUAUUCGCCGAGCGCUCUCUAACGACGGGAAAUGCCCUUUGUGUCGUACUUCCGAGCAAGAGAUGAAACUACGAAGCAAUUGGUCCAUGGAGGAGGUUGUUUUGGCAUUUACGAAGACACGUGCUGAUGUCCUACUUUUCGCAAAGAGGCCACAGGAUAAUACAGCUGAGCCGGGGAAGAGGAAGCUAGGAGAGAUAGAGGACUCGGAUUCUGCAGGACAAAUAUCAGGAAAGAGACUGCGAUCUUCAACGAGGUUAAGCAAGUCGAGAAGUAUGGAAAUGACAUCCGAGAUGGCACGUCUAGAAGCCGACGUGCCCUACCAAGACCCCACAGACUUCGAGCCAGACGACGGCCUAGUCGCAUGUCCCAUCUGCUUGCUGCGCAUGAAACCGCUCCAAGUCGACAGACACCUCGAUACGUCAUGUCCAGGCGAGCCACAACCACAAAGAACACCCUCGAAGCCUCUAUCACGAUCUACAAACAUACCAAACGCCUUCUCCUCCUCCUCCUCCUCCUCGCCUAAAAAGGCACCAACCAGAAAUUUCGAGCGCUUGCCCGCAGUAAACUAUUCCAUGCUUAAAGAACCCCAACUACGGAAAAAACUACAAGAACAAGGACUAUCGGCAGCCGGGGGUCGGCAGAUGCUAGAGAAAAGACAUAAAGAGUGGACGACAAUAUGGAACGCAAACUGCGACUCGCAAUACCCGCGGCGGAAAGGGGAUUUACUACACGAUCUCGACGUAUGGGAGCGCACGGUAGGCAGCCGUGCGCCGACAAAUUCGAGAACACUCAGCUUAGGCGCGCAGAUCAAGGACAAGGAUUUCGACGGCGCGGCGUGGGCUUCUAAGCACGAUAGCUCGUUCAAGGAUCUGAUAGCCAACGCUAGGCGGAACAAGGUAUUGAUGGGGCGAAAGAGCAGUGAAGACGAGAAGGUGAGAGGCGGAAUGCAGAGCAAAGAUGGAAAUAAGGGGGGUGAGCCAACUCCAAAGCCGGAUUCGGAGAUGAUAGCAUCGUUAGAACACUCAGAGCCACAAGAACAAGUCGAUUCUGUCACACAAGCGACCGGGAUAAUCGAUUUAACAGGCGAAAUCGCAUCUUCAAAUGCCUCAGUUGCAGCGCUUUCAGACGGGGGAGAAGGAGGGGUUAAUCUAGACGCGUCGCCUAGAACGACGGCGAUAUCAUGAUAUAAUUGCUAAUAUUAUAUUACCUCGAACGUUCAAGGGAAAGAUCUAUCAUAUCAGG
Daldinia vernicosa is the source of this 1740-nucleotide messenger RNA. Its product is annotated as DNA repair protein rad18. The transcript has a single exon. Gene Ontology annotation, biological process: DNA damage tolerance; protein monoubiquitination. Bases 324 to 1682 code for a protein of 452 amino acids. Gene Ontology annotation, molecular function: ubiquitin protein ligase activity; single-stranded DNA binding. Gene Ontology annotation, cellular component: Rad6-Rad18 complex; nucleus. Lineage: Eukaryota; Fungi; Ascomycota; Sordariomycetes; Xylariales; Hypoxylaceae. The record is from RefSeq and is a predicted model, not a curated record.